CCAGUUAGCCACCGAGCCGAUUCUCUCUCAGGUGGAGCAGCGAGGUUUUUCUCAGUCCUUGUUUUGGGAUCCGCAGCCUCCACCGAAGCGCCAUGGCUCCAGCUAGGAAGGGCCGCAGUCGAUCAACUAAGACCAAUUCGUUGCGGAGCCGGAAGCUCGCCUCCUUUCUUAAGGACUUCGACCGUGAAGUGCAAAUCCGAUACAAGCAAAUUCAAUCAGACAGGCAGAACCUCCUGAAGGAGAUGGAUAACCUGUACAACAUCGAGAUCUUGCGGCUCCCCAAGGCGCUGCGCGAGAUGAACUGGCUCGACUACUUCGCCCUUGGAGGAAACAAGCAGGCCCUGGAAGAGGCAGCAACAGCUGACCUUGAUAUCACAGAAAUAAACAAACUAACAGCAGAAGCUAUUCAGACACCCCUGAAAGCUGCCAAAACCCGAAAAGCAAUACAAAUGGAUGAAGUGAUAGCAGAAGAAGAAGAAGAAAAUAAAAAUAAGAAUUUACAAAUUACAAGAGUUAAAAGGUGUCCUCCAUCCAAGAAGAGAACCCAGUCUAUACAAGGAAAAGGCAGAAGCAAAAGGUCAAGCCGUUGUAACACUGUUACCCCAGCUAUGAACCGACUGGAGUUGUCUAUGAUAAAACCAACGCCAGGCCUGACACCCAGGUUUGAUUCAAGAGUCUUCAAGACCCCAGGCCUGCGCACUCCAGCAGCCAGAGAGCGGAUUUACAACGUCUCAGUGAAUGGCAGCCCCCUCGCUGACAGCAAAGAGAUUUUCCUCACAGUGCCGGUGGGAGGCGGAGAGAGCAUGCGAUUAUUAGCCAGUGACUUGCGGAGGAUUGAUAUCACCCAACUGGAUCCAGAGGCCUUGGGAAGCAUUAAGAAGCUCUCUAGCCGUCUUGCCCAGAUCUGCAGCAGCAUACAGUCCCACAAAUGAGGCUGCUUUUCCAAGAAGCCAAACAGGAUGAACCUUUCAUAGGCACCUCUUGGACCCUCAAAAGACUUCUUCCCUUCGGGCUUACUAUUUGUUUGUGAUCCUCUUCGGGACUUCAGGGAGAGGGAGAGCAGGAGACACUCUGUUCCCCAGUCAUUAGAUAAAGCUUUGCUUCUGCUUCUAGCCUCAUGCCUCCCAACCCAGGUGACCCCAGACAUUGUCUGCUGCGUCCAUGAAAUCAAAACGCUGUCAUUCUCCCAGCCGAAUUCUUCCUGCCCUCUGAGCCACUGCCUCCUGUAAGUCAGAAUUCUCUCUGCCUUGCCCUACCUCCAGUGGAGGUGGAUGGAAGAACCUCAUGUUUCUGGGAAGACUGCCUACCCCCCUCAUCAGAGAACACUGCAUCUGGCACUUCUCUGUGAACGCUUGAGGCUGGGAGGCUUAGUUCAGCGAAGUGUUGUGGACUACAAGAGGGCAGAUCCAG
Trichechus manatus latirostris (Florida manatee) is the source of this 1410-nucleotide messenger RNA. RefSeq names its product cell division cycle associated 8 (gene CDCA8). The transcript is spliced from 11 exons. Lineage: Eukaryota; Metazoa; Chordata; Mammalia; Sirenia; Trichechidae. Bases 93 to 932 code for a protein of 279 amino acids. Gene Ontology annotation, cellular component: chromosome passenger complex; chromosome, centromeric region; spindle midzone. Gene Ontology annotation, biological process: mitotic sister chromatid segregation. The record is from RefSeq and is a predicted model, not a curated record.